UGAGGUAUGAGGUGUCAUUUUCCACUAUUUUUUUUUAAGCUAUAAAAUGUUUCAUCUUUAAUUUUUAAAAAAUAUAGAUAUUACAUUUUCAACUUUAUAUUAAAUGUUUAGAAUGAUGAUUUCGCAAAAUAUAGUAAAAAUACAUUGAAUAUUAAGUCUUUUCUGUACAUCAAUAUUAUUCAUAUAAAAUAAAAGUAAGGUUAUUUCGUAUGUAACAAUUAAACAUUAUUAUUUUGAAUGUUAUUAAUGUGAAUUUGAAUUAAUAUAUAUAUUUUUUUUAUAAUCGUGUAUUUUAAUAAACGAUAAUUUCAAUUAAUUUUUAAAAUAUGACUCGAUAUGCAAGAGCUAAAGGUUCAAAAGCUUCAAAUGAAAAAAUACCCAAUGAAGCUACUCCAUGGCAUGUAAUGAAACAGCAAUUAAUUGAAAAUUUAUCUAAAAAGCAAGAAUUUUCUGAAAAAACAAAAUCUGUUAAAGAAUUAUUAGAACAUAAGCAAAAUAAAUUUACAACUAAUGAUAUUGAAAGUAUUAAUGAUUCCUGGGCAGAAUUUCCAGACAACUCUGAAAGACAAAAAGAUUUGAUGACAAAUAAGAUAAAAAAAAACCAAAAGAUACAAUUAAAUGAAGCAAAAAUAGAAAAUGAUACAAAAAUUAAUAAACCAAAUAUAUCACUUGAUAAAUUAAGUAAAAAGAGAAAAAAAAAUGUACAAGAUAUUUCGGAAAUUAAAAAAAAUAAAAAUGAUAUAAUAACAAAUGAAUCACAAAAUGAGAAAAUUAUACCUUUUAAACGUCAAAAAUAUAAUAAAGAAAAAAAUUUGAAUGAAAAUCUAUUUAAUAUUGCAGAAAAUAAUAAUAGUAAUUUUGCAUUAAAAAAUACAAAUAAUAACAAGGACAUAAAUGUAAAAAUUAAUCAAACAAUAAGAUUUAAUAAAAAUUCUGUCACUAAAUCACGAAAGUAUAAGGAUAUUCCAAAUAAAUUUGGUAUGAAAAAAUUUGAUAAUCAAAGAAAGAAAAAAAAACCACCAAAAAUUCGAGAUGAUAAAGAACACAAAAGAAGAAAACCAGAUUUAGGAUCCUCAAAAAUAACCAUCAAUGGUAUAGAAAUAGAAAUUGUAAAAUUUAAUGGAUUUCCCGUAAAAAAAGAAGAUGCAGAUAGAUUAAAUGAUUUAAAAGAGAAAAUGAUUAUGAAAGGCAUUCCACAAAAAGAAAUAGAUGCAGCAAUGAAAUUAGAAAGGAGAAAAGCUGAAAAAGCAUUAGCUAGAAUUAAAAAAUGUGUUUGUUUCCAUUGUCGUAAAGCUGGACAUAAUUUAUCUGAUUGCCCUGAGCUUGGAUCAGAACAAGCAGGAACUGGAAUCUGUUAUAAAUGUGGAUCAACAGAACAUACACAUUUUGAAUGUAAAGUAACUAAGCCAACAGAAUAUAGAUAUGCAACUUGUUUUAUUUGUCGUGAACAAGGACAUAUUGCUAAACAAUGUCCUGAUAAUCCUAAAGGAAUAUAUCCUCAGGGAGGUGCUUGUAAAAUUUGUGGAGAUGUUACACAUUUAAAAAAAGAUUGUCCAGAUUUAAUUAAAGAAAAGGAAGAAAAUACAAUUACAGUAAAUACAAUUACAAAUGAUAAUGUAGAAUCAUUAGAACAAAAAAAUAUUAUAGAUAAAAAAGAUGAUAAAAAAAUUAAAAAAAUAGUAAAAUUUUAAUCAAUUAUUUCGAUAUAAAUAAAUACAUGUAUUUUUAUAUAAGAAUAAAUUUUUUAUGUGUAA
This is a messenger RNA of Apis cerana (Asiatic honeybee), 1754 nucleotides long. RefSeq lists its product as uncharacterized. The record is from RefSeq and is a predicted model, not a curated record. Gene Ontology annotation, cellular component: nucleolus. NCBI's taxonomy places the organism in Eukaryota, Metazoa, Arthropoda, Insecta, Hymenoptera, Apidae. Gene Ontology annotation, molecular function: nucleic acid binding; zinc ion binding.